AUGGGUUUAAGUUAUAGUUCUCAGGAGAAGAACGGAGUUAGCAUUCUGGUUGACAGAGAGCUCCGUGAUCUGGUAGUAGGGGUCAGGAGGGUGAGCGAUAGGCUGAUGAUUAUUAAAAUAGUAGUUGGAGGGCAUACUUUAAACGUGGUUAGUGCUUACGCACCGCAAGCGGGCCAGGAUGAGGAGAUCAAAAGGCGAUUCUGGGAGGAUUUGGACGAGGUUGUGAGGGGUUUUUCGCACUCAGAGAAGCUUUUUCUUGGUGGUAAUUUCAAUAGCCACAUCGAGACGUCGGCUAGGGGAUACGAUGAUGUGCAUGGAGGCUUCGGGUUUGGGGAUAUGAAUGAGAGAGGUACGACGCUGUUAGAUUUCAUGAGAGCUUUCGAUUUGGUGAUAGUGAACUCUAGUUUUCAGAAGAGGGAAGAGCACUUGGUCACCUUUCGGAGUACGAGGGCCAAGACACAAAUUGAUUACCUACUCUCCCGAAAGUGCGAUAGACGCGGAUUGCAAGGUUAUCCUGAGCGAGACCCUCACGACCCAACAUAG
Messenger RNA from Lycium ferocissimum, 543 nucleotides. RefSeq lists its product as uncharacterized. Gene Ontology annotation, cellular component: nucleus. The record is from RefSeq and is a predicted model, not a curated record. The transcript has a single exon. NCBI's taxonomy places the organism in Eukaryota, Viridiplantae, Streptophyta, Magnoliopsida, Solanales, Solanaceae. Gene Ontology annotation, biological process: chromatin remodeling. Bases 1 to 543 code for a protein of 180 amino acids.